Messenger RNA from Striga asiatica, 432 nucleotides. NCBI's taxonomy places the organism in Eukaryota, Viridiplantae, Streptophyta, Magnoliopsida, Lamiales, Orobanchaceae. The record is from the annotation of a GenBank genome assembly.
AUGGAGGCAGCAAUUUCCGGUGGCCAAACGGCCGGCCAAUCUCCGGCGACACCCAUUUUCAAGCCAAGUACAAAGGGGGUUUUUUCCCCUGUCCACAGCUUCACUUUACCAGUUUUGAAAAGCCUCCAUAAAGGAAGAGUCUUGAAGGUUGAGUGUGCCAAAGGGGUUUGGUUACCAGCCGACAAGAAAUUAGCUGCGAAUGAGGAGUUGGACUUGGAAGAGGAAAUAAUCGGACUUAAGGAAUUGAGCAGUAAAUGCAGAGGUGAGUGUGGCGGCAUGGUCGAGCUGCUCGAGUGCUUGGAAAGAGAAGCAAUCAUGGGGGAAGAUGAAGGGAAAGAGCCACAUGAUUAUAACAGAAGGGCACAAAUUUUUGACAAGAGCUCUAGAAUUUUCCUUGCUCUCAAACAGGACAAGAUCAAUUCUGCUGUUUAG